CUAUCCAAGGCCCUCUACGAUCAGUACGAGCAAACACGCAAUAUCGACUGUCUUGACGAGGCCAUUGCUUUGUGCCGCGAGGUUUGUGACCAAUGUUCCGAGGAGCAUCCCCAGCGCCAUCGCGCGUUUCACAUCCUCGGUAUUGUGCUCGAAGCUCAUUAUAAGCAUACCGGUGACGAGGACUCGUUCCGGGAAUGCGUGUCUGCUUAUCACGUUGCAAUGGAACUACGACAGGAAGGACAUCCCGAGCGGCACUGGACGAUAUCCAAUCUGGGUGUUGUCAUGCAGGAGCGCUAUAAGCGCGCGGGCGACAAGGACGCCCUCCAGCAGGCUUCUGUCCUCCUUCGGAAGGCACUCAUCCUUCGGCCGGAAGGACAUUCACACCAUCUUUGGACGCUGGAAAUGCUUGCGUUCACCUUGGAGGCGCACUAUGGCGAGUUCGGCGACGUGGGGGUGCUCGACGAGACAGUGGUGUUGUACCGUGCGGCACUCCUCCUGCGUUCGGAGGGAGAUUCCGCCCGCGAAACGGCACUCGCUAGUCUCUCCCGUGUGCUCUUACUCAGAGGACGCCGCUCCAGAGACCGGACCGCCUUUGAGGAAGUAAUCGCGCUCGAUCGCGCGGUACUAGCACUGAGGCCUGAGGGGCACCCUGAACGCCACUCCGCAUUGAACAACCUCGGCCUUGCAUUAUAUGACCAUUACGUGCGGACGCGCGACCAAUCCGCCUUGGACGAGGCCAUCACACAGUACCGCGCAGCCCUGGAUAAACUUGCGCUCGUGCCACAUGGGCAUCCUAUCCGUGGUCAUUCCCUUUCCCUGCUCGGCAAACUGUACCGGAUUCAAUACCAGAAAUACGGUGAUCAAGCCAUUCUCACAGAGGCCAUUGUUUACCAACGCCAGGCUUUAGCUCUUCGUCCAAUUGGGCAUCCUCGCCGAGGAGACACUCUUUCUGAGCUCAGCGUGUCUUUGCGUCUAUAUCACGGACAUUCACCGACUCAAGGAGAAUUGGGGGAGGCUAUAUCUCUUCAGCGGGAAGGACUGGCACUCCGUUCGAGAGAUCAACCUGGUCAUGCUUACGCCCUUUACCACCUCGGAAAAUGUCUUCGGUUGCAUUAUCAACAGUCAGGGAACGAAACAACUCUCAUGGAAGCGAUUUCACUUCAACGCCAAGCACUCGUGCUCCGUCCAGAAUUCCACCCUGACCGUCGCUACUCCCUCCACGAGCUGAGCGAGUGCCUCUGUCUGCAAUACAAGCAGACGUUUAACAAGCGUGCUCUCAAAGACGCGAUUUCAUUGAAGCGCGAGCUGAUGCCGUUUCGUCCAGAAGGGCAUCCUUGCCGUGGAUACUUGCUUUCCGAACUCGGUGAAUGCCUGCGGUUUUAUCACGUUCAGUGGAGCGAUGAUGCUGCCCUCGAGGAAGCCAUAAUUCUCCAACGCGAGGCCCUUGCGCUCUGCCUGGUAGAACAUCCCGAUCGCGCCUUCCCCUUGUCCGAACUCACCGAGUGCUUGUGGCUGCAUUCCAGGCAGUCCUGUGACAAAUCAUCUCUCGAAGACGCCAUUUCAUUGCAGCGCGAAGCCGUAGCUCUGCGACCGCAAGGCCAUCCAGAUCUCGAUUUUUCGGUGUCAGCGCUUAGUGAUUGCCUCAUGAUGCGUUAUAGACGCUCUGGCGAGAUGUCAGACUUACAGGAGGCAAUCCGGCUCAAACGUCAAGUAUUUCACCUUCUUCCAGAAAGGAGUACAGGGCAGGCUCGGCGCGGACACGCUCUUUCCGAGCUUGGUAUUUGCCUUCGGUGGUAUCACGGCCACACCGGCGACAAAGCCGCGCUUAAGGAUGCAAUUUCGCGUCAACGCGAGGCACUCACCCACUAUCCGGAGGGAAAUGCGAAUCGUGGUCUAUCCCUCUCUGAACUUGGGGAAUGUCUUCGAUGGCGUUACAAGCACUCCGGAGACAAAUUUGCUCUAGAGGAGGCAAUAUCUCUUCAACGAGCGGCCCUUCAAAUACGUGGAAAAGGACAUCCUAACCGUGGCUACUCCCUUGCGGAGCUCGCUACAUGUCUUCGGAUGGAUUACGAGUGUUCAGGUCGAGAAGCAUCCCUGCAAGAAGCAAUCUCACUUCAGUCAGAGGCACUAGCCCUCCGCCCAGAGGGUCACUCCGAACGCCGCUACUCACUUCAUGAGCUGGGAGAGUGCUGGCGACUGCACUUCAAACGCUUCCGCCACACAACCUCCCUCGAGGAAGCCAUCUCAUUCCAUCGCGAGGCGCUCGCGCUACAUCCUCAGCAAUACAGCCAUCGCGACUUGUCCGUGUUUAUGUUGGGAAAAUGUCUCCAACUGCACUAUCGGCAGUCGCGUCAGGUCAGUGUCCUUGAAGAGGCUAUCAUGUUUCAUCGCGAGGCUUUGUCGCAUCGUCCGGAAGGGCACCCUUCCCGCGGCGCCUCCCUUGUCGAGCUUGCUGAUUGCCUGCGAUUGCACCACACGAAUGAACCGCUGUCAGGUGCUUUAGAGGAAGCAAUAUCACUCCAACGGCAAACCCUCGCGAUGACUUUAGAUAGCAAUCCUCAUGAC
This is a messenger RNA of Punctularia strigosozonata HHB-11173 SS5, 2565 nucleotides long. RefSeq lists its product as uncharacterized. The transcript is spliced from 2 exons. The annotation marks the transcript as partial. The record is from RefSeq and is a predicted model, not a curated record. Gene Ontology annotation, molecular function: protein binding. NCBI's taxonomy places the organism in Eukaryota, Fungi, Basidiomycota, Agaricomycetes, Corticiales, Punctulariaceae.